Messenger RNA from Astyanax mexicanus (Mexican tetra), 2421 nucleotides. Its product is annotated as zinc finger protein ZFP2-like. The record is from RefSeq and is a predicted model, not a curated record. Bases 238 to 1371 code for a protein of 377 amino acids. Lineage: Eukaryota; Metazoa; Chordata; Actinopteri; Characiformes; Acestrorhamphidae. The transcript is spliced from 2 exons.
AAGGAGAAGAAGCUGUACAGUAGUGGAGAUUCUCUGGUUCUACAGCUGGAGUGUUUUUGGGGGGUUUGGUUCCACAUCUCUGGAGGAACAGGAUCAGCUGAUCUAUAGAAGAACAAAUGCUGUCCUGGUCCAAGUGUCCUGAUCCUAGAAACAACUUUUCUACUUGGUUGAUGUUCAUCUUCACAAACAACCAAUCAGGCGAUUCCACAAAGAUCUGUAAUGUAAUACCUGCAAUAGAUGUUUGCUACAUCUCUCAGAAAAAUGAAGCCAGACCAGGAGAAAGCUCACCUCUGUUCAGAGUGUAAGAAGAGUUUUAAUCAUCUAAGUGAUCUCAAAAAACACCAGCGCAUUCACACAGGAGAGAAACCGUAUCAGUGCUCAGUCUGUGGGAAGAGUUUUAAUACACAGAGUAAUCUCAACGCACACCGGCGCAUUCACACUGGAGAAAAACCAUAUCACUGCUUAGAGUGCGGGAAGAGUUUUACUAAACAGAGUAAUCUCAACAUACACCAACGCAUUCACACUGGAGAGAAACCGUAUCACUGCUCAGACUGUGGGAAUAGUUUUAAUCAACUGAGUUAUCUCAUCGCACACCAGCGCAUUCACACUGGAGAGAGACCAUAUUCCUGCCCAGAAUGUAAUAAUUCUUUUACUACACAGAGUGGCCUCAAAGAACACCAGCGCAUUCACACUGGAGAGAAACCGUAUCAGUGCUCAGAAUGUGGGAAGAGUUUUAUUAAUCAAAGACAUCUCAAAAGACAUCAGCUUAUUCACACGGGAGAGAAACCAUAUUUCUGCUCAGACUGUGGAAAGGGUUUUAAUCGACUGGGUAAUCUCAUCACGCACCAGCACGUUCACACUGGAGAGAAACCGUAUUACUGCUUAGAAUGUAAGAAUUCUUUUACUACAAAGAGUGCUCUCAAAGAACACCAGCGCAUUCACACAGGAGAGAAACCGUAUCAAUGCUCAGAGUGUGGAAAGAGGUUUAUUCAGCAGAGUAAUCUCAAAGCACACCAGCGCAUUCACACUGGAGAGAAACCGUAUCAGUGCUCAGAAUGUAAGAACUGUUUUACUUCACAAAGUUACCUCAAACAACACCAGAACAUUCACACUGGAGAGAAACCGUAUCACUGCUCAGACUGUGGAAAAUGUUUUAAUCUACUGAGUACUCUCAACAAACAUCAACGCAUUCACACAGGAGAGAAACCGUAUCCCUGCACAGAGUGUGGAAAGAGUUUUAAACAACCGAGUCAUCUCAACACACACCUUCGCAAUCACACGGGAGAGAACCCGUUUUAUUGUCCAGAAUGCGGGAAGAGUUUCCCUUAUCAGAGUGAUCUCAAUGUACACCAGCGCAUUCACACAGGAUAGAAACCGUAUUACUGUUCAGAUUGUAAGAUACGCUUGAGGCAUUCACCAACAUUUAAGAAACACAAGUGCGUUCAGAGCAGUGACACAAAAUGACCACACAACACUGUUAGUAUGGAUUGUUUUGCAAAUGUAUAUUAGACCUUUUAUUGUGUAGUCACUUUAGCUGUGUUACAAGGCCUUGAGAUGUUGUGCUGAAGGACAUUAUCAGACAUUAUCAACUGAGAGCUUGGUUAUAAUUUAUUUGACCAAAUCUGGUAGUUUCCCUGACAGCACAGAACAUUGAAUAAAACAUAAUUUAAGGUUAAUGAUGAAAAAGACAGCUUUAAAACAACCUUUAUUUAACAUUGGCUAUUAGGCAUCAGUUAGUGUUGAAAUUCUGAUAUUGAAUCAUUGUAUUUAAAGAUAUUUAAAGAUUUUGUUUGGUUGGGACUCUUCUACGCUCACAAUGCUUUUUGGUGAAUGGUGCUUCCUACAAAUAAUGAUAUUAAUAAUUAUAAUUUAAAUGUCCUUUUCUACAUGGCAAGACAACCGUACAGUUUAUAAAAAUAGAAUACCAAUAAAUAGUAAAUAGUAUAAAUAGUAUAUAGAUAUUUAUGUUGUUUCAACGCAUUAGCUGUGUAAAAAUGAACAUUGAUUGAGUUAACAUCCUUUUGAUAUUUGAGUUAGGAGAGGGACACCCACACAAAGGUGCUCUCAAAACUAAUCUCUCUCUCAUUUUUUUUUUUAACUGUGUUGUAAAUGUGUUUUGCCUUGUUGAUAAAACAAUUACAUUUACUUUGUUUUGUUCCUAAUGUUUUCCUAACACGUAUCUGUAAUGCUGACACAAUGCUAAUAUAUUUUACAUUUUAAACUUGGAUUUGUGGUCGUCUUUUCAUGGCAAUUUUUACUUUUUGAGAUUUUAACAGUAAUUCAUUAGGAUUGGGAGUUUUUGUACCCAAUAUUCGCAUUGUGUUCCAGACUCUCAGUAGAGCUCCAUUUGGGAGAUAUGGUGAAUCCAAUCAGUAAAUGUGUAAUUGUUUAUGGCAAGCCAUUUUUACAUUUGUCUGUGUA